AUGGGCCAUGCGCUGAAGCACGGCGAUGUGAGAAACAGGGAGUCCGAAGACUGUGAGCAGUACAUGAGCGGGUGGAACAUUCCAAGGAUUGAGCGGUGGAUCGAAGAGCUGGGUGAUUGCGACGGGCCGGUCGAGUGGCCGAUAAAGGAUCCAUGGUGA
Molecule: messenger RNA, 159 nt
Organism: Metarhizium robertsii ARSEF 23
Lineage: Eukaryota; Fungi; Ascomycota; Sordariomycetes; Hypocreales; Clavicipitaceae
Exons: 1
Coding region: 1-159 (52 amino acids)
Source: RefSeq, a predicted model, not a curated record